Oryza sativa Japonica Group (Japanese rice) is the source of this 2597-nucleotide messenger RNA. RefSeq names its product dihydropyrimidinase. Gene Ontology annotation, cellular component: cytoplasm. Gene Ontology annotation, biological process: pyrimidine nucleobase catabolic process. Gene Ontology annotation, molecular function: dihydropyrimidinase activity. The record is from RefSeq and is a predicted model, not a curated record. Lineage: Eukaryota; Viridiplantae; Streptophyta; Magnoliopsida; Poales; Poaceae.
CAGAGUCAGAGGCAAGAGAACCGCAAAACACAGGACGCGCUCCGCUCCUCUGCCGCCGCCGCCGGAGCUCUCACCUCCAGGGGCUCUCGCCACGAGCCGCCGGAGCUCAACCCGUGCCGCCGCACGGGCGCCGGCGGACGGCUGGAGGCCGCUGCUGCAUCCUUCUACCGCCCGCAUUGCUUUUGCUCCCUCCUCCUCGGCUCCUCCCUGUCCAAACACCGGCAGUGUUUCCUCAGUUUUACUGGGAUCUCCCCUGACGUGACAACAUUAGGGAAUAUCAUUGCCAUGUUCUGGAUCUUCUCAACACUAGGAUACGAAGAAGGUCGUCAAGGCAACUUCGACGAACAUAGCAGUUCAAUGUGCAGGAGCACCAUGAUCUGUUUGAACCACGAUCUUUGCAGCAAGUGCAGCCAUUGUCAAAGACAGGCAGCACGUAGUUGAAGCUUGCAGGAGUUUUGCUCUAUCCAAGAUGUCACAAACACAGCCUGAGUUCUUACGGCGCUGGAUGACAGUGACGUUCUGAAGAUGGUUUGCAGAUCGGAUUUAUAGCAAGAAGAUUAUCGGAUGGAUUUGGUGACGAGGGCCUGCGCGAGAUUCCAACUAACCCAGGAUUUUCUCUGUUUUUUUUUUCUUUCGUUUUUGUUUAAUAAUAAUCCGUUUAAUUGAUGUGUUAGUCCUCCCCGCAUACGUCGCACGCGCUGCUGAUUGGAUAAGAGAAUCGAACGAACGUGACAACUGGUUUAGUGGUUUUUUUUUUCUCUGCUUCUUCUCUUCUCUCCGCUCUUCUGCGUCUCUGAGGAUCCGAGGAAGUGGCGGUCGGAGGAGGAGGAGCCAUGGCGAUGCCCUGCCGCCUCCACGGCGACAUCCUGCUGCUCCUGCUCGGCGCCGUCGCCGUCGCGGUGGCUCACCCGGCGGCGAACGAGUUCUGCGCGGCCGUCGGUGGAGGAAGCGGUGGCUGCGGCGUCGGCGGCGGCGGCGGAGGGGACGGGAGGAGGAUCCUGAUCAGGGGCGGGACGGUGGUGAACGCGCACCGGGUGGAGGAGGCCGACGUGUACGUGGAGGACGGCGUGAUCGUCGCCGUGCGGCCCAACAUCCCGGUUGGUGAUGAUCAUGUAAAAGUGAUUGAUGCAACUGGAAAAUAUGUCAUGCCAGGUGGAAUUGACCCUCACACUCACCUGGAGAUGGAAUUCAUGGGAACUGUAACCAUUGAUGAUUUCUUUAGUGGUCAUGCUGCAGCAUUGGCUGGUGGGACAACAAUGCACAUUGACUUCGUCAUUCCAGUGAAUGGCAAUUUAACUGCAGGUUUGGAAUCCUACAAACAGAAGGCAGAAAAAUCUGCCAUGGAUUAUGGAUUUCAUAUGGCCAUUACAAAGUGGAAUGAUGAUGUUUCGAGGGAAAUGGAAACGAUGGUUAAGGAACAUGGGAUCAAUUCUUUCAAGUUCUUCAUGGCGUAUAAAGGUUCAUUGAUGGUCACGGAUGACCUACUCCUGCAAGGCUUACAGAAAUGCAAAUCUCUUGGUGCCUUGGCUAUGGUUCAUGCAGAGAAUGGGGAUGCUGUUGCUGAGGGACAGCAACGAAUGAUCGAUCUUGGGAUAACUGGCCCAGAAGGACAUGCUCUCUCAAGACCUCCAGUUUUGGAAGGGGAAGCAACUGCUCGGGCAAUUCGAUUAGCCAAGUUUGUCAAUACACCAUUGUAUGUUGUUCAUGUGAUGAGCAUUGAUGCAAUGGAUGAGAUUGCCAAGGCUAAAAGAGAAGGGCAGAGAGUCAUUGGUGAACCUGUGGUUUCUGGGCUAGUACUUGAUGAUUCUUGGCUUUGGGAUCCGGACUUCAUGAUAGCUUCAAAGUAUGUAAUGAGUCCUCCUAUCCGAGAAGCAGGACAUAAUAAAGCACUUCAAGUUGCUCUUUCAUCAGGAAUUUUACAGCUUGUAGGAACUGAUCAUUGCACCUUCAACUCCACACAGAAAGCUUUCGGCUCUGAUGAUUUCAGAAAGAUUCCUAAUGGUGUUAAUGGUAUCGAGGAAAGGAUGCAUAUUAUUUGGGACAGUAUGGUGGAGACUGGCCGAAUUUCUGUCAGUGAUUAUGUGAGAGUGACAAGCACAGAAUGUGCCAAGAUUUUCAACAUAUACCCUCGGAAAGGAGCAAUUCUGGAAGGAUCUGAUGCAGAUAUUAUCAUCCUGAAUCCCGAGAGGAGCUUUGUCAUGGGUGCCCACACACACCAUUCAAGGUCCAACACAAAUGUGUACGAGGGCAGGAAAGGAAAGGGAAUGGUAGAAGUCACGAUCUCAAGAGGGCGAGUUGUGUGGGAGGAUGGCAUUCUGAACGUUGUUCCCGGUUCAGGAAGAUACGUCAGAACACCGCCUUACAGCUACCUGUUUGAUGGCAUUGAAAAGUCAGACGCUGCCUACAGAGCCUCCCUUCGUGCCCCUGUGAAACGUGGCAAGGCUGCUGCUUAACGAUGCCCGCUGCUGAUGAACUACAGAACUAGUUUCUCCAAGGUGAACGACGUCUGCUCCAUGCGUAACUUCCUUGUGUUUGUGUAUACAGAUCUCAUUAUUCAUAUCAUUUUCUGAUAGGUAAGAAUGUAAAAUUACCUGAUA